UAGAAAUAAUAGACUUUUUAGGAUCGAUUCAAGCUUGUCUUGAAUCGAUUAAAAUCGACUUUUACUCGAUGACUUUGACAGUUGAUGAAUUAAGAUAAUCACUAUAAGAUUACUUUUAAAAGCACAAUACAAAGUACCAAUCGAAGCGUUUCUUUAUAAAUAGCCUCUUUCUGAUUUUCUGAUUGGUCUAUAACAAUAUAAUGUUUACAUUGCCGCCGGUAAUUGAUGUAAUUAACUUUUUAAUAUACGGUACAUAGUAUUGAACAAUUCUUCAUCAUGGCUCCCAGUUUGAUAUGGGCCUAUUGCACAAAAGUUAACAAUGGCAGUAAAGUUAAGUGUGAUUUAUGUCAUAAACAGUUUUUGUUUAAUAAAAGCACAUCAACAAUGAUGAAGCACUUACAAUGUGCUCACAAGAUUGCUCCUCCGUCAAGUAAUGAAAAACAAACUCAGAAAAGAUUGAAUGACAGUCACAAUGAUUUCGAAGUUCAGCCUAAAAAAGUUUUAGUCGCUGUCGAAUCAUCUGUUCCAUCGGUUGCUUUGGUACCUCAAACAAAAUCAUCUCUUCAAGAGAAUACCACAGUACAAUCGCAGGUCCAAGGUCCUAUGGAUCGUUGUAUAAACAAUGCUAAUUCUUUUUCAGCUGGUGGACGUAGAUAUGAUCAAGCUACCACAGCUCUUUUACGAAUGAUCGCUGUUGAUAAUAUGCCUCUGUGUACCACAGAAAGACCAGGAUUCAGAAAAUUUAUUAAAACACUGCAACCGUUGUAUCACAUACCCUGUGAGCCAACUAUAACUAAUGCUAUGAGUCGUAAAUAUCAAGAUUUGUCGAAUAAAAUAAAACUUGAACUGCGACAGACUGAAUCUGUGUGUCUUACUACUGAUAUCUGGACUCACCAACACACAAUGAAAAGCUAUCUUGGCUUAACAGUUCACUAUCUGAAAGAAACUGAGAUGAAGACUGUUGAGCUGGGCGCUUAUCUCAUGGAAGAGAGGAAAACAAUGGACAAUUUGAGCUUGAAAUUAAGAAAUAUAUGCAAUGACUGGGGUCUUGAUGAUAGUAAAAUAGCAGCAUUCGUUUCAGACGGGGGCGCAAACAUCAAAGGAGCUAUUAAAAGUGAGUUCGGUGAUGGGAAACACAUUUCAUGUUUUGGACAUGUAAUAAAUAAUAUUGGUCAGCGCCUUUUCGAAGUUAAUAUUACUCCACCUGCAUCUGAAUCUCGAAAUCAAGUUUCCGACUUACCCGCUGAUGAAAAUGAUGCUAUUGACAAUCUUGAAGACUUAAUUACAGAUCAUACUGAGCAAUCGUCAUUGCGUGAGCUAUUGUCAAAAGUUAAACAAAUUGUCACAUUCUUUCGACAAAGUGAAAGAGCGACUACAGAGCUGCUGAAAUUACAGAAGGACAAGCCUGAAAAUUCUCGUCUGAAAUUAAUUCAGGAAGUGCGAACGAGAUGGAACUCCUGUUUUGAAAUGGUUGACCAUUUCAUUGUGCUUGCUGAUCAUGUCAGUAAAGUGCUUUUACAAGUGAAGAUGGACAAAUCUUCGAAAGCUAAGCCACCUAACAUGAUCACAGGUGAGGAAAUCGAUGCGUUAGUAGAAGUUCGUGACAUCUUAAAACCUCUCUUGCAAAUAACUCAAGAAGUUUGUUUUGAGAAAUGUGUAACAUUGAGCAAGUGCAUUCCUUUGAUUUCAAGUCUUAGAAAAAAGAUUGAAGAGUUAACGCCAGAAACUUUAAUUGGGCGACAUUUGAAAAAGAGAAUGGUUCAAGACAUCGAAACAAAAUACGGCAAUAUUGAAUCCGUAAAACUGUACGCUUGUGCAACAUUGGUUGAUCCUCGUUAUAAAAAGUUUGGUUUUCAAAGUAUUCGGGAUUCUGCACGAGCGGUAACUAAUGUCGCUGAUCUUGUCAAGACAGAACGAAAAUUAGCAUUGGCAGCAAUGGUGGCAAAUAUUAACCCUCAAGAUGAGAUAUUAGCUAUUCAAGGUCCGGAAUUUCAGAAAACGAACGAUGACAAUGAUGAUUUAUGGUCUUAUUUUGAUAACACUGUGAGUUGUAGUUCCAAUCUUGCAGAUUCUGAUGAGGCUGGAGGAUUACCAAUACAAUUACGACAAUAUUUGACACGCCCGGCUGUUAAUCGGAAACAAAAUCCUAAUCCGUUCACUGUGUGGGAAAACAACGCGUUCGCCGUCGUUAAGUUGACGGGGCGCACCAAUAACAACAUUGACGCUGGUGAGAACGACGGCGACGUUGCGGAUUACAACAAUCAACCACAACAACAACAUAGUAAACGUGAACUUCAAUCAACUAUAGCUGCAUCGGAAGAUUUACCACCUUCACCGCCGCUUCCACAUCCCCAACAACUGCAACAGCGACAAUUUCAGAAAAUUCCCGCUAUAUAUGAACAUAGCACGCAUUCACAUUCACAUUUCGACCAAUAUCAACCGCAUCAAGAGCAACAACCGUUUUAUAAUCAUUUUUAUACACAUGAAAGUUUGGCACAAACGUUAUAUCAACAAAAACAAUCAACUCGAACACAAACCAACAUCAACAAGUCACACAGCAUCAACAACUAA
Zeugodacus cucurbitae (melon fly) is the source of this 2571-nucleotide messenger RNA. RefSeq lists its product as uncharacterized. Gene Ontology annotation, molecular function: DNA binding. The coding region runs from base 277 to 2571 and encodes 764 amino acids. NCBI's taxonomy places the organism in Eukaryota, Metazoa, Arthropoda, Insecta, Diptera, Tephritidae. The transcript has 8 exons. The record is from RefSeq and is a predicted model, not a curated record.